Molecule: messenger RNA, 3267 nt
Organism: Cuscuta epithymum
Lineage: Eukaryota; Viridiplantae; Streptophyta; Magnoliopsida; Solanales; Convolvulaceae
Source: the annotation of a GenBank genome assembly
ACAGUCAGAAAGUUAAACCCAUAAUGAAGAAGUCCCGCUCCACAAGCAAGAAUUCCCUUCUUGUACACAUGCACCGGUCCACUCUUACGUGGUUUCAGAUUUGGAUUUCUUUGAUCCAUUCCUUGGUGAUGAUAUUUCUUUGUGUGUGGAGAAUAAUCACAACUGCUUGGAGGAUAUUAAUAAGAAGAGUGACGAAACGAAUUGGGAUGCAUUCAUGGGGAGUGAUACAGAGUCUGGAGGAGAGGUUGUGAAUGUUCAUGAUAUUUGUGGAGAAGAAAAAGACUUUUCUAUGGUGCAGUUCGAUCACGGUGUUGCUCAUAAUCUUUGCUUUGAGACAUGUUUUGAGCUUCCAGUGACACCUAGAGUAAUCAAUGUUUUCACUCAUGUUCUCUGUCCGUCCGAAGAGGAUGAGAGUUUCAUACUUCACUUCUGUGCUGAUGAGGGUUAUGAAGACCAUGUGCCGCCUACGUGUUUUCAAGAAUUUAAAGAUCCGCGACACCUAAUGGCAUUUGUUGAGAGGAAGCUGGAGACAUUGAUUAUUAAUGCACCACUACAGUCUUUGCUAUUUGAGAGCGUAUGAGGAAGUUGCGUCGGGCAAACGACGUUAAAAAUAGCGCUUCUUGGGAGGCAACCCAAGCUUAUUUCUGCAUUUUUGUUUGUUUGCUUUUUUGUUUGUUUUCUUUCAGAAAACCCCCGAAAAAAAAAACCAAAAAAAAAAAUCCGGGGUGUUUUUUGUGGGAUUGUUUUUGUGUUUGUGUGUAUUGUUUUUGCAGCUCAGGGUCUUGCUUUGGGGAUGAUGUGCCGAGGAUCACUUGACUCAGUUUAGUUCUGCACCGACCAGCGCCUUAGGGAAGUUUUUUAUGACUCUUACAAUCGCCUGUUUGUAAUAAUUGACUUGAGUUAAGUUGAGCAUGUGUGACCCUUUUCUCUUUACCCCCUUGUGCAUAGUGUAUUUUUGGUCAUCGAGGGCGAUGCCAAAGUUUAAGUGUGGGGGAGUGAAUUGGGCAUUCGGGCAGUAGUUGUUACAUGUGAUUAUUAGAGUUAGCAUGCGCAGGUGUUAGUUGUAUAUUCAUAGAAAAUUCAUGUCAAAAUUUUUCAAAAAUUUUUCUUUAAACUGUGUCUUUGUGAGCUGGCUAGCGUUUUUGACUAUGCUUGUAGAAUGUCCUUGAAGUGUUUAGGCUUAUUGCUUGCAUUAUAUUCUAGUUACUAAGAGGAUGCAGGCAUUAGUCACCCAUUCAAUUUUCCAUUAAUCACCCACCCCACCUGAAUAAGUUCCUUUAGAAAAAACCACUUUGAGCCUGACUGAUCUUUGUUUACCCAAUUAAUUGAGCUCCAUAGCCAAAUGGCCUGUUUCCUUACCCGUGAAUAUUUCUAACUUAGUCUUGAUGUUUAGGGAACUAGGGGAUUAAUUUGCUAAGUUUAGGAAUUUGUGUAAGAGCCAUUUUUCUGGCACUAUUCCUAUGCCCCAAAUGGGGUAAGAGCAGUCACUUUUUAGGAAUUUGAUACUUUCGGGGAUUGCAUUGUAGGCAUGGAUUCACGAUUGGAUUAACGAACUUUAAUUGCUAUUUUUCCUUGGUGAGGCCGAUAUUAGAAUGGGGUAAUGUCUAGUGAGAAUCCGAAAGGUGAAAAAUUAAUUAAUAUAGCUAGACCUCUUGCCUUGCGAAAAAGAGAAUGGGAGCCCCGGUCAAAAAGCAUAAGAUGAGACUUGAGUAUCUUUCGAAAGAAACGGCGUUCUCGUGCCAACAUGACAAGGAAAACUAAACAUAAUUAAUGAACUUGGAGGCUAUUGAAAAUUAGCUUUAGUCCUCCGCGAACUUCAAGUGUACGUCAAAGCACAAAUGUGCCGAGACGGUUUAGCUUAGUUGUACACCAUGUCUGCUUUUUGCAUAGAUUUAAAUGAUUGUUCCUAAAUUGUGGCCUACUAAAUUCCUUGUUCAUAAGAAUAGCCCUAAAAUUCCUGAAUGCAUUGAGUCUAUGUUAGAAUGUUCCAAUCUCUCAAAGAAAGGGACUGUUUAUUACCAUUCACCACCACCUUCACAAGUCCUUCUGAUCACUAGUUAGUUUAUUUGUGUUUGCAGUCAUUACUUUAAGGAUGUUGUGAAUAAUUUUGUCAAAUAGUUUAGCUUGAGUACAAAGAUGUAAUUUAGAAAAUAUUUUUCUUGGUUUAGACUGUCUGUUCUGUGAAUAUCCCUUUAACUACGUAUGCAUGCUAAUUGUUUUUAAUUCCGUGUGGUGAUUAUCGUAAGUCCCAUUGUUCAGUUUGCUUGAGGACAAGCAAAGGCUUAAGUGUGGGGGAAUCUGAUAAGUCCGUAUUUAGACACACAUUUGAUGCGUGUUCGGAUCAGAUUUUGAUGGUUUUCCUAUCUUUAAGGUGUUAUAAGUCUCAAUUUUAGCUCAAGUUAUGUUUACCAGGCGUUGGUUCGAGUUUUGUGUCAUUUGGAGUCAAAAUCAGGAUUUUAGAGUUCGGCACUGGCGCUUGAGGAGAAAUCGGGAUGAGUUGAGAAGCAUUUGAGAUUGAAUUGAGAGCUAUGGAGGUCAGCGGGAGGUUUACGAUGAAGAUUUGAUGACAAAAGUGCUCUAGGAUUGGUUUCAGGAUAAAAAGAAGAUGAAUGAAGCUUGAAAACGACGAUCAGGAUGACCUUCUGUCAAUCGUUCAAGCAUAUCUCUUUGUAGACUCAUACAAAGAACACGAUUCAAGUUUUAUAUGAAAUAUAACUUCACGGGCUACACAUCAUAUGAAGACACCUUUCCGAGAAUCUGAGAGAAAGAAGGUGAAAACAGACAAUGAAGUCAGAUGAUCUCUGCUGCGAUUUCAGAAUGACACCUUCCACCGUUUUGAUCAUAUAUCUUGAUUGGAUGAUUAAAAUCACAUUCGGCAAGUUGGAGUGAAUAGGGGACUUCAUUAUAUACAACUUUCAUGAAGGAAGUUUUGUCAAAUUUGGAAGUUUUACGCAUGACAUGCGUAGGGGAACGCACGACCGUGCGUCUGAGGCGAGAAAGCAAAGAACCUACUGCCAUCAACGCACGGCCGUGCGUAGGGGGACGCACGCCGUGCGUUGCCAAAUUUCGCGUUUCAUUGCUCCGGACGCACUGGGGGACGCACGCCGUGCGUUGGCCCCGUGCGUUACCCCUAGAAUCCUAAUUUCGCCCGAAUUUGUUCUGUUUUUCCUAUUUAAACAGCCUGUAAACCCCGUUUUUGGGGGAGGGGGGAGCUUAGAGAGAGUGCCUAGCACGAAUUUUAGAGGGCUUUUCAGCCUUGUUCAUCAA